GAUAGACAGGGGGAGUGAAAAUGAAAGAGAGAGGUUAUGGGAAACAAAGAUGCAAACUGAGAAGGAGAGUCAGGGGGAUAAGGUAAGGAAGAAGGAGCUGGAGACUGAGAGAAAGCGUGAGGGGGAUAGAGAAAAAGAGGAGGAGAGAGGGAGGGGAAAUAGAGAAGAGAUCCAGAAGAAGGAAGAACAUCAGGUGGUGAUAGAGAGGGAGAGGAAGAUGGAGAAGGAGAGGCAGAGUCAACAUCCUUGGCAAGGGAAGGAAAUAAAGAAUGAGAAAAAGAAAGAGAGUGAUCAAGAAAAGAAAGAAAGUGAUCAAGAAGAGACCGGGAAGAAGAUAGAGAAAGAGGUAGAAAAAACUGUCCAAAGUGUGCAGAGAGACAGCAUAGGACCAGUGAUGACAGAUGAUCAGGACACGACCUCACCCAGCCCAAGCACUGGUUUUAAACAUGACUCAAUCCCCAGACCUAACUCCUCAGGACCAGAUCAAAAAUCAAACUCCAUCCCUAGACCUGCCACCAAUCCCAGCCCAAGAUCUAGCUCAGACACCAGCCGUGGAUAUAUUUCAAGUCCUUCCUCCAACUCAACCUCUAGCCCCAGAUCUUCCUCCAUCUCCAGCACAAGGACAAGCUCAAGCCUUAACACAAGCUCCAGUCAAAGGACCAUCUCCUCUUUACCUCACCAGGGAACCACCAGGUCUGACCCCAUCACAACCCCAAGUUCAGGCACCAGCUACAGGACUGCCAGAACCAGCCCAAGUAUCACAACAAGCACAAACCAAACAACCACCAGCUCAUCAAAAAGGACUACUAGCCCAAGAAACAGACCUGUCCAGAAGCACAAGCCCAACCAAGCUAAACAGGCCAUCAGACCCAGACUUAAGUCCAGACCACCCAGCCCAACUAGCUCCUCCAGUUCAACGGCCAGCUUCACUAGCCUCAGCUCAUGGACAACCACCACCAGCUCCAGCCCUGCAUGGACAAGGACAAAAACAACAACAGGACUCAGCACUAAACCUAAACUAAAACCUAAACCAGGCCAAAAGCCUAUUCCAGGCCUAAGACCUAAACCUGGACCAGAACAAAGGCCUGUUCUAAAGCCCAGCCCAACCAGCUCGUCCAGCUUCAACUCUAAGACCACUCUCAGAACUGGCUCAACUUCAACCCCUACUUGUAGCCUUAGCCCUGCAAUCAGCUUUACAAGACCCAGUCUACAGUCCACUAAGACAAGUACCAGCCAAAUCAGCACCAUGCUGGGACACUCUUCAGCCACCACCACUAGUCCUAGCUCAAAGAUUACCAGCCCAAGCUACAGGACCACUAGUUCCAGCAGUAGCAGUAGCUCAACUCCAGGAACUACAACCACUGCUAGACCUAGCCCAAGGAACACCAGUCCAAGCUCCAGAAUUGGGUCCCGGUGGACCCCCAGACCUGACCUAAAGCCAAAACCAGGCACAAGGCCUAUUCCAGGCCCCAGACCCAAACCUGGAUCAAAACCAAAGCCUGUCCUGAAGCUCAGACCAUCAAGUCCAACUGGCUCCUCCAGCUCCAUUCCAGAGGCCAAUCCCAGAACUGGUUCUCCUCCAGCCACCACCAUUAACCUUAGCCCACAGACCAUCAGUUCAAGCAUCCAGGCCAGCACUUCCAGCUCAAGUUCAACUCCAGAAACAACAACCACCACAAGCCCCAGCCCAAGGACUGGCUUCACUUCUCUCAGCUUAAGGUCCACUAGUACUAGCUCCAGCCCUGAGAGGACAUAUGUCCAAAACCCUGAACCCAACACAACGACUACCAGACCUAGGAUUAAGCCCCGACCUGGCCUGCAGCCUAGACCUGACCUACAGCCCAAACCCGGCCUAAAACCUGAACUACAGCCCAAACCAGGCCCAAAGCCUAUUCCAGGCUUAAGGACUAAACCUAGACCACAAUCAAAGCUCAUCUUAAAGCCCAGACCACCCAGCCCAACCAGCUUCAAUCCAAAGACCAGUAACAUAAAUGAUGCAACUUUAACCCCCACCACUAGCCUCAGCCCUGGGAUCAGAAGCCACAGUCGUCAGACCAUGACGACAAGCCAAAGUAGCACCACACCGGGCCACUCUCCAGGCACCACCCCAAAGAUAACUAACCCAAGUUACAAGACCACUAGUUCCGGCCCUGGGGCCAACCUCAGCAGUAGCAGUACCCUAACUCCAGGAACUACUACCUCCGCUAGACCUAGCUCAAAGAUCACCCGUCCAAGAUCCAGAAUUGGGUCCUGGUGGACUCGCAAACCCGGCUUAAAGCCCAAACCAGGCACAAUAACAAUUCCAGGACCCAGACCCAAACCUGGACCAAAGCUCAAACCUGCCUUUAAGCCCAGACCACCCAGUCCAACCAGCUCCUCCAAACCUGGCUCAACUCCAGACACCAACACUAGCCUCACCCCAAAGACCACCAGUCCAAGCUCCAGGACUACCAGCUCCAGCACAGGGAUUAGCUUUACCCCCAGUCCAGGCAGUCUCAGCAGAACCACACCAAGUCAAUCUCCAUCAACCACCACUAGCUCUAGCUCAAAGAUCACCAGUUCAAGGAUCUGGAUAGGCUCUUUCAGCUCAAGCAUCAUCACACUAAACCAAACCAAAGUUACCAUGGCACCCAGAGACUGCUCUGACCACAUGGCCAAGGGGGAAAGGAACAGUGGGGUCUACCAAGUGACCCCUGACCCUAAGAAUGUAACCAUCGCAGUGUUCUGUGACAUGGAGUCUCAUGAUGGAGGGUGGACCAUCAUUCAGCUCCGUCAGGACGGCAGUGUGAACUUCAACAGGACAUGGGCUGAAUACCGGACGGGCUUCGGUAACAUGAGGGCUGGGGAGUUCUGGCUGGGCAAUGACCACAUCCAUCUCCUGACCCGACACAGGGAGAUGGUCCUCCGGGUGGAGCUGGAAGACUUUAACAGAGUGAGGGAGUACGCAGAGUACAGGCUCUUCCGUGUGGCUGGCGAACGGCUGCGGUACCGCCUGUCUGUGGGUGGGUACUCGGGCACGGCGGGAGAUGCACUUCAAUUCAGCAAGAUUUACAACCACAACAACAGGUUCUUUACGACUCCUGACAGGGACUAUGACCGCUACCCUUCAGGGAACUGUGGUGCGUACUACGACUCAGGCUGGUGGUUUGAUGCCUGCAUGGCUGCCAAUCUCAAUGGGAGAUAUUAUGUGGGAAAGUACAAAGGGGUGAGGAAUGGGAUCUACUGGGGGACGUGGCAUAAUAUAUCUACAGAGUACUACCCAACAAAUGACAGACAAUCUUUCAAGACUGUCAGAAUGAUGAUCAGGCCGAGAGGCUAUGCAAAGUGAGCUAGACAGCUGGCUCUUCGUUUGGCGUACUCAGCUGUUGCAAUUGUCAAACAGCGGGGCUGGGAAACCCUAUAAGGCCUCAGCAAUUUUUCAAUGGGUCUGCGACAUAAACAGGAAACAUAUGUAUUUUUUUGGGAGGAGCACUGUGUAUUAAUGUGCAAAUGCAGACAUUCAGAUUGUACUGCUGUUUCCUAUUUUGGGUGUUUAUAGUGGUUGUUAUUUAACAAGCAGUUUGAAUAUAUUGUAUCUUAUGUACUCUUUGAAAUAUUAUAGUGGGUCAACCCCUACAUCUUCUUGAUUUCUUCACACAGUUUUUUCCCCCAAUCGCUUUGGUGCUAUUUUCUCAAGAAUGUGGUACAUUUUCUAAAAAUUUUGAACAAAACUCCAAACUGCUAAUACAUAUAACACAGCAAGUAUUUUAUUCAAAACCUUUUAUUGUGCAUUCAUUUUGUUUGGAGACAUCUUUCACCACACAACCAUUGAGCCAAAAUAUAAGUUUACAGUGAAAUACCAUGAUAACAUUGAUUUAAUCACCAAAAUACAACAUAAUGAUAUCUUCUCAAUUUAGUUGUUUUAACGACCAGUUAAUUAAAUAGCAAAAUAUGCAAGAUACAUGGUCCAAAAUUGCCCUUUGAAUGUAAUAUGCUACAGUACUGUAAAUGACAGUACGUUACACUGUUUUAGCAGAAGGUAAUACAUUUGCACUACCCAUCACAAUUUACAAAAAAUCGAAUUUCUAUCAUUUCUAUCCAAUGUGUGAUCAAAAGUGUGAUCAACUCUUCAAAAUCAUUGAUGCAAAAAAUAAAUAUAUUGUUCGGAUACAAUUACAACAUAAACUCAGCAAAAAAAGAAACGUCUCUUUUU
Molecule: messenger RNA, 4192 nt
Organism: Oncorhynchus tshawytscha (Chinook salmon)
Lineage: Eukaryota; Metazoa; Chordata; Actinopteri; Salmoniformes; Salmonidae
Product: mucin-5AC
Exons: 2
Coding region: 50-3328 (1092 amino acids)
Source: RefSeq, a predicted model, not a curated record